This is a messenger RNA of Ilyonectria robusta, 1641 nucleotides long. Its product is annotated as putative Rho-associated protein kinase. Gene Ontology annotation, biological process: protein phosphorylation. The record is from RefSeq and is a predicted model, not a curated record. The coding region runs from base 473 to 1408 and encodes 311 amino acids. Gene Ontology annotation, molecular function: ATP binding; protein kinase activity. The transcript has a single exon. NCBI's taxonomy places the organism in Eukaryota, Fungi, Ascomycota, Sordariomycetes, Hypocreales, Nectriaceae.
AAGUCGCCAUCCCAGUCCUCCGCUCAGUAUUGCCUGUUCAAUCUUGAAGAAUCCCACUAUCUUCUCGGUAUGAUGCUUCAUUUCUUAGUGUGACCUGAUGACUAAAUCGAUUGAAUUAGAAAUGUGCUGGAACGACAUUGCCCCCGUCAAAAUGCUGUGUGGUCAUCCAGGACCUGAUGGGCCUGUUCGACCCAGGCCGUGCGGGCAGAAUCCCUGUGUGACAAGCGGGGUGUACCAGACCAAUCAUCUUGCAAGCACAAGAAAGAGGGACCCAUGCGAUGAUUGCGUUGCCAAUCAAACAUGGACUAGAGUGGCUGGCCAAUGGAAGAAGGCUUGACGGCAAUAAAAAGCGGUGGGGCGAAGUUCGUGGAUAGUUAAAAUCUCCUGCAUCACCUCCUACCCCGUUUUUACAUUUCUCAAUAUUCAUCACGCUCACUCACUACUCUGUCAACUUUUUACUUCAUUGUACACAAUGGCUGGUCUGGACUGGACAUUUGAACAACUGGCCCAAUACCUUGACCAGUCUUCGUUCCCCCACGGCAAACUCAACCCAAUCAUAAAACAACUGCUCGUGACUUGUCCUGGUUCAUCUGUCUUCGGUAUUGGCGGCCACUCUGUCGUGCUCUGGAUCUCCCCCGAUAUAGCGGCAAAGGUGUCCCUCCAGUCAGGAGAUGAGCGCUUAUGUCACGAGCAAAAGAUAUUCGAAUUGCUCGAUCAAUCAGAAUGCCAACAGGUUAUCCAAUGCUUGUUCCGCGGCGUUGAUGUCAGUUUUCUCGAAUUGAUUGCGAACGGAACGCUUUACGACCGAAUGAGCAUCAGCAAGCCUCGGCCAAUUCUGCAAUGGAUGUUACAACUGUCAUGCGCAGCCGCGUGUUUGGAGGCCCUGGGUUAUGCUCAUGGUGAUAUCAACCCACAAAAUAUCCUAUUCGACGUCAAUGACCAGGUCAAACUUAUCGACUUUGACCAUUCGCCUAGGGUCGGUGAUAUGCUUGACGUUGGCUAUGAACCCUAUGUCCGACAACACAGAGAGAUAAUCGGUGGUGUCUAUGGGAUUGCUGGUCCAGUCACGGAGCAGUUCGCUCUAGGUUCAGUGUUUUGGUAUAUGACACGCGGCUCUGAGCUGUACUCUGAGCUGGAAGGAUUUGACCAAGUAGACCGCUUGCUCGAUGGCAACUUUCCCACCACCGACCCGCAAGACCCCAUCGAUCAUAUCAUACGAAAUUGUUGGAAUGGGUACUACCUCCGAAUUGCAGAUCUUGUGGACGACAUUACGGACGUAUUGGGAGUGGGAAUACAAGUUCAAGGAGUCAUUACUCCAAGUCAGAGAUAUGAGAGAAGGCAGCUAUGUGAAAAGUAUUAUAGCAUGGUGGACCCAGCUCAUAAACUGAGGACAGCGAAAGGGGAUUGAUUUCAGGAGAAAGGAGGAACACGGCUAUGACGAGACUACUGUAUCAAGGGUAGCUUAUAAUGUAAUGAAAAUAGGUCAGGGCAUCCAUAUUGAGUGUCCUCUUUCAGGUGAAAGUGAAUUACAGGGGUGCUUAUGCCCACGUUAUCGACUCUGUUGACAACUGGAUGCGCUGCACUGGUUGACAGAAUAUUUUCAACUAUGCCGGCUCCACCACGGCGAGUAUGGUGGCCGAG